UGGCGCACGAUAUCACCUUAUAACGGUUAGCAAGCCACACACACAGUUCUGGAGAACAAUGGCGAUCCGCGUGGCCAACUUCACACACUAGUAGUAGUGUAUCUAUGUGUGCAAACUACACAAUUCAUACAUACACAGCUGCUUAUGGAAACCGUUACUUUAACUAACCAACUGAUCACUCAAAUGUCAACUUCAGAACGAACACCAGUUGAAAUCGUUAAAUCCGUCAACGGUCUCGAAAAAGUUGUUCUCCGUGAAAUUCAUGGCAGCAGUGUUGAGGUAUAUUUGUAUGGGGCCCAUGUGAGUUCUUGGAAAAACGAGCAUGGAGAAGAGUUGCUUUUUAUCAGUAGUAAGGAAAUCUUCAAGCCUCCAAAGCCCAUUCGCGGCGGUAUUCCAAUAUGCUUUCCUCAAUUCUCAAAUUUAGGUCCUCUCGAGCUUCACGGGUUUGCUAGAAACCGAUUAUGGGCAUUAGACGAUGACCCACCUCCUCUCCCACCUGAUGUCACCGAUAAGGUCUUUCUUGAUUUGAUUCUCAGGUCCACUACAGAAGAUUUGAAAAUAUGGCCCCACAGCUUUGAGUAUCGUUUGCGAAUCACUCUGGGACCUGGAGGAGACUUGAUGUUGACUUCUCUGGUCAGAAAUACCGGCACUGAUGGAAAGCCGUUUACAUUUACAUUCGCAUAUCAUACCUAUUUCUCAGUUUCAGAUAUCAGUGAGGUUCGCGUGGAAGGACUGGAAACAUUGGAUUAUCUCGACAAUUGUCAAAAGAGGGAGCGGUUCACGGAACAAGGAGACUCGUUGACCUUUGAAUCAGAAGUUGACAGGAUUUAUCUUAGCACACCAACUAAAAUUGCAGUAAUGGAUCACGAAAAGAAACGAACAUUUCUCAUCCGUAAAGACGGACUUCCAGAUGCUGUGGUGUGGAAUCCAUGGGAUAAGAAGGCAAAGGCGAUGGCUGAUUUCGGAGACGAUGAGUACAAACAUAUGUUAUGUGUGGAGGCUGCGGCAGUGGAAAAGCCGAUUACGUUAAAGCCUGGUGAGGAGUGGAGAGGAAGGCAGGAACUUUCAGUGGUCAACAAGUUGCUCGACUCUUAAGGAAUGUGUCUACAAUUGCUUAUGUUAUGUACAUGUUAUAUGUGGUUUGGGAGGAAACAAAGGUUCUUUUUCUUGUAUAAAUAUAUUGUUGAUUACCUUGGUUCAUAAUGUUUGGACUUGCUGGCUGUUGUCAAGUUUUUUAUUGGUGGCUAGCACCUGAAAUGGACAAUGAGAAUCAUAUAUAAUUGUAUCUAUGAUUUAAAAUUCAAGUUGAUUGUUUGUUAUAUGUACAUGAGAUAUAAUAGAAUCAUAUAUAAUUGUUAUA
Messenger RNA from Helianthus annuus (common sunflower), 1360 nucleotides. RefSeq names its product putative glucose-6-phosphate 1-epimerase. NCBI's taxonomy places the organism in Eukaryota, Viridiplantae, Streptophyta, Magnoliopsida, Asterales, Asteraceae. The transcript has 9 exons. Gene Ontology annotation, molecular function: isomerase activity; carbohydrate binding. The record is from RefSeq and is a predicted model, not a curated record. The coding region runs from base 145 to 1095 and encodes 316 amino acids. Gene Ontology annotation, biological process: carbohydrate metabolic process.